UUGUAACACAAUGCACCUGCUUUGAGUAAAGGUAACCACAUAAUUAGCUCAUCUCAGAUGUGAGAGAGCGAGGCAGAGGAACAACACGCACUUUGUCUACAUCUUGAUUUUACAUCCUGCGUUGUGUCUGGAGUCUACAGAGAAGCAGGCUGAGAUUCUAAGCACCCUCUUCUUCUCAACAUGUCUCCAAAAGGAGGGACAUUUGUCUUCCUGCUCAUGGUUGCCUGUGCAGUUUCAUCUUUGAAACCUGAUGAUAUGCCCAGAGAUGUGCAGGCCUUCAAAGACAUGGCCAGAAGACUGAUGAAGAAGUGCAAGAAAAAUGGAUCCCCGAUGCCUCAGAUGACGCUGCUGAACACUUUGUUUGUUGACAGUGAGCUGCCUUUAAAGGAAACAAAUGAGGACCAAUCCAAUAGCUUCCUACCUACUUUCCUGAGUGUCUUGCAGUCAGUGUCUCCUGUCAAAAACCCACCUGGCAGAGUCCGUUUAGACGACAUGGAUAAAAUGACAAACGACAUGUUGAACUGCAGGAAUCUUCCAAACAUGAUCAAUCGGAUGAAGACCUCCCCUGAACCAUCGGCUACAUGCUACAUGAAAGCAUUCAUGGCCCCUAUGUCCUGGGUAACUUUGAAGAAAAAGUGUGUGAACAACAUCAGCUCAGACGACUACGACACACUUUUGUCGGCUGCAAAACCUGUGGUGCUGGACAUGCCUUCUUCAAGAGUGAACCUCCCUGACGUAGCAGUGCGCCGAGAUUUGAUGAAGUGGAUGGGGAUGCUGCGGUCGUUGUAUGGUGUCAUGUCUGCACAACAAAGGACUCGGGUGUUGAAAUGGGCAAAAGAGCAGAUCCUCCAGAACGACUUCAACUGUACAACAAACCAAUCACCUGACUCAAAAUCAACCCAGAUGAAGCCCUGCAAGCCUUCACUGAAAUGGAUGAGCUCUGGAGUGGUGGAUGCAUUGGGACCUUUCAUCUCUGGUUUAAAAAAAAGAGAUGUUGACUCUUCUACCCGAGAAAAGCUGUGUGAAUUCUUCUUCUCAGUACACAAUAAUGACACCGGGUCGGGCAAAAAGCCAAGUGUGUCUAAGGACAUUCUGCAAGGACCUCAAGAGUGCUCCAACUGUGCAGAGAAGUCUGCAGACUCUGUGAACAAUCUCCUCAGACUCAGCCCACUGGCUUGUUCUUGUCCAGCCCAUCAAAACGUGACAGCUGACCUCAGCAGGAAACUCCUCCCGCAGCUUGAUCACUGUGAUGUCAACAAUUUCCAAGUCAAAAAGCUAAAGAAGAACCUUGUUGACUCUUUGAUGUCAAACUCCAACGCUUCUCAAGCACUUCAGGACCUGGGCAGUAGUGUUAACUUGUUGUCUCCCAAACAACUGUCCAAGUUUGCUUGCGAUGAUAUCAAAGAGGUUCUCAAAAAAUUGGUAUCCAAUGUUGAAUGGACUCGUGGCCAGCUGCGCACACUGGUCAAGAAAUGCCUGGGAGAUAAGAAGUGUAAAGAGGUGUCGGUUAAGGAGCUGAUGGACCUUGGCUCAAUCGCAGGAGGUUUGCCAAGAUGUGUCCUGAAGCGUGUCAGAGCCAAGGAGAUCCUGAAUGAUAUAGAGGGUCUGAAGAAAAUCUCCAAAAGGAUGAGGAAGGGCCAGCUGAAGGCCAUGCUGCAGGGGGUGAUGAGUGAGAAUGUGGACAUAUCAGAGCUGGUUCAGAAGCUACCAGACUCCAUGAUUCCCAGUGUUUCUCUCAGACUCCUGGAGAAAGCAAACAUCAGCUCCUUGGACCAACUGAAGAAUAAAAGAUUGACUCCAGCACAGGCAGCUUUCCUGGCAAAGAAGAUGUUCAAGCAAAAGAAGCCUUUGUUCAGGAAGCUCCGUUCAGUCCUUCAGGGAAUAACCUGCAAUAUGAUUGAUAAAAUAGGAGAGAGUGAAGUUCAAAACAUGGUGCAGGACAUAGAAGAGACUCCACAGUGGCUGCCCAAAGUAGCGGCAGGGUGUGCUGCACGAAAGCUUUUCGGUCCCUUGGAAAAAACGAGAGUUGAUUAUUUCAAAACCAUCACUAAUGAUGAGAUGGAUGAAAUUCCCCCAAUCUUACUCCUUCAGCUGCCGCCCAGGAAGCUGAAGGAUCUGCCUGACUCUGUGUGCCCUGUCUUCCUGGAUAAAAUGAAAGUAGCCAACCUGAGCUCAUUACCGCUCCGUUCCCCAUCCCGCCCUGAAAUCAUCAAGAGAGCUCUGCUUUGCAUUGCAAAUGGGAAGGACUUCUCUGUGAUAACAACUGACGAUGUCGCCACGCUCCAACCGCUCUUGUGUGAGCUUUCACCUUCCCAACUGCGCCUCAUGGCCCCCUAUGUCCGCAACACCAGCCUGGAGGCAAUGGCCUCCUGCCAGCAAAUUCCUCAAAGACACAUUGCAGAUCUAACGAAGCUGAUCAUCGAGAAUUAUGGGAGUUCCUCUGAUUGGUCAGCUGAGACUCUGGACAAACUCGGUUGUCUCCUACUUUUGGAUGACAAAGCCCUAGCUGCUCUGCCAUGUAAGCCAUGGGUUAAGGAUGUUCUUUAUUCCCUGAUGUCCUCCUGCACAAUCCGCGCUCUGGGAAAAAAACUCUUUGAAUGUACCACCAACACCGCAUCGAAUGCUGCACGCAGAAGGAGAACCGGUAAGAAGGGAUGGGAUGCUAAAGUACCAACUGCAGAGAUGAUUGAAGAACUUCAAUCUCGCAAUGUCUUCUGGACACAUGCAGAUCUGGAGAAGAUCUCCGUGGAAACCUUCAUUACCACUGUGGAAACACUUGGGGAUGUCCCUGACUACAACCAAGACCAACUGGCUGUCCUCAGUGAUAAAGCAACUGAGGCCUUUGGCCCGGUGUCUCAGAUGAAUGAGAGUGUGGUGAUGCAGCUGGGAUGUAUAACUCAGGGUUUUUCGGCCAAAAACCUGUUGACUCUUCCCUUCUCACUGGACUCUCUGGAGGACAUUUCCCACUGUGGCUGGACACAGUCACAGUUGGAGCUGGUGUGGAUGGCAGUUGCUGGACAUGACACCAUAACAGUGCAGCAGCUAGAAGCUGCCGACUUGGUCUCACUGAACCAGUUCAUCUGUGGCCUCAGCUCCAAUGAGAUCAAUCAGAUCAACGUCGACGCCUUCAAGGAGGCUGUUGACUCAAUAAAUUAUAUUCAGUGCUCCUCUAAGAUUGCACAGCAGUUGAAAAAUAUUGCUGUGUCUGCGUUUGGAAAUCCCAGUACCUGGACUGAAGCUGAAGUGUCUGACCUGGGCAACAUCAUUGCUGGACUGAAUGCAACUGACUUGGCCUCUAUAAAUCCACCAGUCUUCUCAUUUCUCAGAUCAUCCAGCAUCCCGCUCAUUACACCAAACAACUUCGCUGCACUCACUGAAGAUCAUCUGAGAGCUCUUGGACCUGACAAUGCUGCCAUGGUAACCAGUGAACAGCAGGCUGCCCUUACAGAAAAGCAACGGUCUGCUCUUGAAAGUGCCUUGACAGGGACUCGUGAUUCAACACCAGAACCACUUCCGUCCAGUCAGUCAGGAGCUCCAUCGCUGGCCGUGGAGGGAAUCUUGUCCUUCAUGAAGCCCCUCCUGUUCCUCGUCAUGAGCUUACUACUGCUGUGAGAACAGUCAGCACACACUACUGCAAAACGAAGUUGAAGAAAGAAGAGAGUCGAAUGUUCAUUCUGUUUGAGCAGUUUGUGGAUUUUAACAUCAACAUAACAAUAUAAUCAAAUGACCUAGGAUAAGAAGUCUUUGUUAUUUUUAUCAAGCUUUAGAUUCUCAGCCUCUUUAUAUUCAUAAGAAAGUAUAU
Messenger RNA from Labrus mixtus (cuckoo wrasse), 3802 nucleotides. It is a transcript of the gene otoa, whose product is annotated as otoancorin. Gene Ontology annotation, cellular component: cell surface. The record is from RefSeq and is a predicted model, not a curated record. Lineage: Eukaryota; Metazoa; Chordata; Actinopteri; Labriformes; Labridae. Gene Ontology annotation, biological process: cell-matrix adhesion. The transcript is spliced from 29 exons. Bases 181 to 3612 code for a protein of 1143 amino acids.